Molecule: messenger RNA, 444 nt
Organism: Protopolystoma xenopodis
Lineage: Eukaryota; Metazoa; Platyhelminthes; Monogenea; Polystomatidea; Polystomatidae
Source: the annotation of a GenBank genome assembly
AUGCACACACGCACACACUCAAUAACCUUCAACUUGGUCUGUUUGGCAGUCGCGAGAAGACAGCACGACGCCACCUUCAUCAUCAAUCGUCGAGUGGACGCGUUCGUCACUCCGCGCGGUGGCGGCACAUUGUCCAGACAAACAGGUUCAGGUUGGGUAGGACAAGAGAACAAGUUUGUCCGUCGACAUGCUCAGUCGAGCUGCACUCUUACUCAUUCUUUUUUUGAACGCGUCCACGUCUUCAACGCACGUCCAACUUUCCCAUGCACAAUUGUUCGGCUGUGCAGGCUUCAAAAAGUCUUUUCCCUUCGCAACGCGAAGCUGUUCGCGCUGGCUCCACGAGAUGUGCCCACACUCGCACUGUCGGCAGCGCAGCCGCACCACUUUGCCAAUCACCCCCCUCUCUUUGAUCCCACCCCAUGCAUGGGCUUCUCGCUUUUUGUA